AUGUCGGUUAAGGCGGAAAUCACUGAGAAGAUCCUCUCACUUGUGCGUACGCUUCCUAAGGACAGAAUCGCCCAUUACGCAUCGUUCAAGGAUGUGCAGUUGGAGAGAUUUCUGAACAAGGAAGUGGUGGACACCAUCUCGGAGAAAGACUUGAAGUUGCAAUAUUUCUCCUUGAGGGACUUGGUGAAUGACAAGUACAAGAACUACUACAAACUUGAUGACAAGAUGUUGAAGCCUAAGGGUAAUCCUCAGUACUAUGAGAGACUUAUGGCUGAUCUUAAGGGUGAGAAGAAGGAGACUUUUGGCAGUGCCAUGAGAACGGUUGUAUUUGGUAAAUAA
This is a messenger RNA of Sungouiella intermedia, 339 nucleotides long. NCBI's taxonomy places the organism in Eukaryota, Fungi, Ascomycota, Pichiomycetes, Serinales, Metschnikowiaceae. The record is from the annotation of a GenBank genome assembly.